CUUCAGUUCUAAACUAUACUUUCUCACUUCGAUAUUCUCCUAGAAAACGUAAGAAAAAUCUGAUCCGUGUUUUUUUUUCACCGGCGAUUCCCUAUUACACCGACGGCCAAAUGGCUUCUCAGGGCAACGGAUCAGGAGCUGUAGGGGAAGUCACGGUUGCCGAUCCUGAGAAGCGUCCCAUCUCCACCAUCGUCAUCAUCAUCGCUAUGCAAACAGAAGCGCUGCCUCUGGUGAACAAGUUCCAGCUUAAGGAGGACCCUGACUCGGUGUUUCCCAAAGGAGCCCCUUGGGUCCGAUAUCAUGGUAUCUACAAAGGCCUUAAUAUUAAUAUCAUUUGGCCAGGGAAAGACUUGACUUUGGGGGUUGAUAGUGUAGGCACAAUUUCGGCUUCUCUUGUGACCUAUGCUUCUAUCCAAGCUUUGCAGCCAGACCUGAUCAUCAAUGCAGGAACUGCUGGAGGUUUUAAGGCCAAAGGAGCGAGCAUUGGUGAUGUGUUUCUUGCAUCUGAAAUUGCCUUUCAUGAUAGAAGGAUCCCUAUUCCUGUUUUUGAUUUGUAUGGAGUUGGUUUGCGACAAGCUUUCUCAACGCCAAAUCUCUUGAAGAAGCUUAACAUAAAGGUUGGCAAAUUGUCCACCGGUGACUCUCUAGAUAUGUCUUCACGGGAUGAAGCUUCAAUUAUUGCAAAUGAUGCUACAAUUAAAGAUAUGGAGGGAGCAGCUGUGGCCUAUGUGGCGGAUCUUUUGAAAGUCCCUGCAAUAUUUGUAAAAGCUGUGACUGAUAUAGUGGAUGGUGAGAAACCAACUGCUGAGGAAUUCAUGCAGAAUUUGGUUGCGGUGACUGCUGCACUUGGUCAGGCAAUUACUCAAGUCGUUGAUUGUAUCAAUGGAAAGUGCCUGUCUGAGCUUUGAGAUUUCAUUCCCUGAAUGAUGAAUGUAUCUCAGGAACCAGGACAUUAGAUUUGACCAGAAACGCAAUGAGUGAAGAAAAACAGUAAUAUCACAUAGUUUAACCAUUAUAUAAACCAAUAACCAGAUUGGAAGGUGAUGUACUUGUAAUUCUAUCGUUGACCAUCACGUUGGUUUCUUUCUGCCUUUCUGGUGAUUUGCUCAUCUAGCAAGUAACUGGUGGUAUACUUUUCAAUGCUGUUUUGGGUGCCAGUUUUUGGAUCCUUUCUGUAAUAGGGAAUGACAUUGAGGUCGUUUAUCUUGCCAAUUCGCGGAACUUUCAAUGCUGCAAAGUGAAUUUGAUA
This is a messenger RNA of Tripterygium wilfordii, 1249 nucleotides long. RefSeq names its product 5'-methylthioadenosine nucleosidase-like. Gene Ontology annotation, molecular function: methylthioadenosine nucleosidase activity. Gene Ontology annotation, biological process: nucleoside metabolic process. The record is from RefSeq and is a predicted model, not a curated record. Lineage: Eukaryota; Viridiplantae; Streptophyta; Magnoliopsida; Celastrales; Celastraceae. The transcript has 8 exons. The coding region runs from base 111 to 908 and encodes 265 amino acids.